Thalassophryne amazonica is the source of this 708-nucleotide messenger RNA. RefSeq lists its product as uncharacterized. The annotation marks the transcript as partial. The transcript is spliced from 5 exons. NCBI's taxonomy places the organism in Eukaryota, Metazoa, Chordata, Actinopteri, Batrachoidiformes, Batrachoididae. The record is from RefSeq and is a predicted model, not a curated record.
AUGAGCCGUGAAUGUGACAAAGGAGUGUGUUGCUCUGGAAGUCCAUGCAUCGCAUGGGUGAAGAUCUUUCGAAAUGAAACAUGCAAUGGAUUUACUUAUCCGCUUUGCUCUUCAGAUUUUGCUGCUGAUGAAAUAUUUGAGUUGUUAGAAGGAUUGAUCGCAGAUUAUGAAGAAGAAAUUCAUCAUUUAAAAGAAGAGGACAAAGGACGGAAAGUUCUGGAAGCUGUUUUUAAUCCUCAAGUUCGCUUGUACAAAGCAGACAUGCAGCAGUUGUUGAUUAAAGAAGAAGCGCUCCCUGAAUACCAGGAAUGGAAUUUGAGUGUUAACCAGGAGGACGUUAAAGAAGAAGCGAAGGUUUGGAUAAGUCAGCAGGGAGAGCAGCUUCAGCAGCUGGAGGAGGCAGAUCUCACCAAGUUUGGUUUUACUGCCGUCCCUGUGAAGAGUGAAAAUGAUGAUGAAAAACCAGAGUCAUCACAGCUUCAUCAAAGCCGAAGUGAUGAGAGCACAGAGGCUGAGCCUGAAGCCAGCAGCUCAUCUGUACACAGAACACUGACAGCAGAAGCUGAUGGAGAGGAUGAUGGAGGACCACAACCAGCCAGCAACUCAGGUCCAAACAGUCAUUUACAACCAGAUACCAGUGGCAGGAGUUCAGACAGUUCUGGAACUGAGACUGAUGACAGUUAUGACCGGAAAAAGACCAGAGAACUU